UCUAAUUUAACAACCAGUCUGAGAGUCAGAGAGAGAGAGACAGAGUGAGAAAGAUGAAGUCCAAUUCCUCUACUUUGAUCAAACUUUUAGUACUAGGAUGUCUUUCAGUUGUUUGUGUUGCAGAAGAUUUUGAUUUCUUCUACUUUGUCCAGCAGUGGCCAGGGUCAUACUGUGACACAAAGAAAAGUUGCUGCUAUCCAACGACAGGGAAGCCUGCAGCUGAUUUUGGCAUUCAUGGGCUGUGGCCAAAUUACAAGGACGGUUCAUACCCCUCAAACUGCGACCCUAGCAACCCCUUUGAUCAAUCUGAGAUUUCAGAUCUAAGAAGCAGCAUGCAGAAAGAAUGGCCAACACUAGCUUGCCCCAGCGGCAGUGGCAUAGAGUUCUGGACACAUGAAUGGGAAAAGCAUGGCACCUGCUCAGAGUCUGUGAUUGACCAACAUGGUUACUUUGCAGCAGCUCUUAACCUCAAAAAGAAAUUAAGCCUCCUCCAAGCUCUUGAAAGUGCAGGCAUACAACCAAAUGGGGAUUCUUACAGCCUUGGAAACAUCAAGGAUGCAGUUAAAUCUGCAACUGGUUUCACUCCAUUCAUAGAGUGCAAUGUGGAUGAAUCUGGCAACAGCCAACUUUACCAGGUUUACUUCUGCGUGGACACUUCUGGCUCCGACCUCAUUGAAUGCCCAGUUUUCCCCCAUGGAAAAUGUGGUUCACAGAUUGAGUUUCCUUCUUUUUAGACAUGUAGAAAGAGAGAGAAAAAUGGCUCAAAGAUCACAGCAUGUGACGAAUGUGAGCGUUCACUAAUCAUGAAUUCUAAAUGUUGUCCAGUUUCAAUAACCCCAUUUUCUGAAAUGCCUCUCUGUUUCUUGAUGUAUGAAGUGCUAGUCAAUCAGUCAGAGUUAUUAAGGGGAUGAUUGCUUCAAUAGAAUUAUAUUCAUC
Molecule: messenger RNA, 936 nt
Organism: Prunus persica (peach)
Lineage: Eukaryota; Viridiplantae; Streptophyta; Magnoliopsida; Rosales; Rosaceae
Product: extracellular ribonuclease LE
Exons: 4
Coding region: 54-734 (226 amino acids)
Biological process (GO): RNA catabolic process
Cellular component (GO): extracellular region
Molecular function (GO): RNA binding; ribonuclease T2 activity
Source: RefSeq, a predicted model, not a curated record